AUGGCCCCCGAACCUAAGCGCGUGCUCAUCACUGGAGCUGCUGGCCAAAUCGGCUAUGCCUUGGCCCCACUGGUGGCGCGCGGGGCCGCACUCGGCCCCGAUCAGCCCGUGAUCCUGCACCUGCUGGACAUCGAGCCCGCGAAGCAGGCUCUGGAGGGCGUGCGUAUGGAGCUGGUGGACUCCGCAUACCCCCUGCUGGCAGGCGUGGUUGCUACCACCGAUGUGAAUGAAGCCUUCAACGGCAUUGACGUCGCCAUCCUGGUGGGCGGGUUCCCUCGCAAGGCCGGCAUGGAGCGCAAGGACGUCAUGUCCAAGAAUGUGUCCAUCUACAAGGCCCAGGCUGCCGCGCUGGAGAAGCAUGGGAGCAAGAAUGCCAAGAUCCUGGUGGUGGCCAACCCCGCUAACACCAACGCCCUGAUCCUGAAGGAGAAUGCGCCCUCCAUCCCCGCCGAGAACAUCACCGCCAUGACCCGCCUCGACCACAAUCGCGCCCUGGGCCAGCUGUCCGAGCGCACCGGGACGCACGUGGGCAAGGUCCGCAAUGCCAUCAUCUGGGGCAACCACUCCUCCACCCAGUACCCGGACGUCAACCACGCCACCGUGGACGGCAAGCCGGCGCGCGAGGUGGUCAAGGACGACGCCUAUCUGGACGGUGAGUUCAUCACCACUGUGCAGCAGCGUGGGGCGGCCAUCAUCAAGGCCCGCGGUCUGUCCAGUGCCCUGUCCGCCGCCUCCUCCGCCUGCGAUCACAUCCGCGACUGGGUCCUGGGCACCCCAGAGGGCACCUUUGUGAGCAUGGGUGUGCUGUCCGAUGGAAGCUACGGCGCCCCCAAAGACGUCAUCUUCUCCUUCCCCGUCACCACCAAGGACGGGAAGUGGAGCAUCGUGCAGGGCCUGGACAUCGACGAGCGCUCCGCCCAGCUGCUGAAGACCACCGGGGACGAACUGGUGGAGGAGAAGGCGCUGGCCCAGGAGUGCCUGGCGGACCUGUGA
This is a messenger RNA of Auxenochlorella protothecoides, 993 nucleotides long. Its product is annotated as Malate dehydrogenase, cytoplasmic. Lineage: Eukaryota; Viridiplantae; Chlorophyta; Trebouxiophyceae; Chlorellales; Chlorellaceae. Gene Ontology annotation, biological process: oxaloacetate metabolic process; malate metabolic process; tricarboxylic acid cycle. The record is from RefSeq and is a predicted model, not a curated record. Bases 1 to 993 code for a protein of 330 amino acids. Gene Ontology annotation, molecular function: L-malate dehydrogenase (NAD+) activity. The transcript has 10 exons.